CUAUUAAUUGUCAUUCUAUAGAAAAAGAUAGAAAGUGAAGGAAGAAAGCCAUCAAUAUUUUACUUUUGCACAAAUAUAUACAUAUACCUACAUAGUUACAUUCAAGCAAUUUUUCUAACAAUACUUUUCUUUUAGUAUCAUGAAGCAUUCAGCAAUAGUUUUUGUUCUGCUCUACUGCACCUGGGGAAUAUCCCCUAUAAAAGGGAUACCACCAACUCCUAUGGUGGAUCUAGAAGCAAUUGAAAGUCAGCUGGAUCUGGGAACAACAGCAGCACCCUUUGAUGAUGAAGAUAUUCAAGGAUGUGAAACAGAAGAUGGUUUUGUACCAAUUGGAAAAACGGUGAGUAAGGAACCGUGCAAGCAAUGUACAUGUACAGCAAAUGGUGACAUGAAAUGUAACACAACUGUUUGCCCUAAGCUUAACUGUGUUGAUUUCGAAGAUGUUGAAGAUGAAUGCUGUCCAAUUUGCCCAAAUGGUGAAAACUGUUACACACCUAAAAAUGUUAUUUUAAAAGCUGGAGAAGUAAUUACUGAAUCUGACCUCCAGUGCAAAUGCAAAUUCUCAGAAGAUAACUUGGAAGAACCUACAGCACAUUGUACAGAAAAAAUUGAAGCUGCUGCUGCUCCUCCAGAUGACAUUUGAAUGUCAUGAAUUCAAUUGAGUGCUGACUCAGUUAAUCUAAUACAGAUGAAUAAAAUCACUUAAAAGAGAAAACAGAAAA
Messenger RNA from Octopus sinensis (East Asian common octopus), 722 nucleotides. RefSeq names its product von Willebrand factor C domain-containing protein 2-like. The transcript is spliced from 2 exons. Gene Ontology annotation, cellular component: AMPA glutamate receptor complex. Gene Ontology annotation, molecular function: protein binding. The record is from RefSeq and is a predicted model, not a curated record. NCBI's taxonomy places the organism in Eukaryota, Metazoa, Mollusca, Cephalopoda, Octopoda, Octopodidae. The coding region runs from base 140 to 643 and encodes 167 amino acids. Gene Ontology annotation, biological process: negative regulation of BMP signaling pathway.